Messenger RNA from Eublepharis macularius, 3574 nucleotides. RefSeq names its product homeobox D3 (gene HOXD3). Gene Ontology annotation, cellular component: nucleus. The record is from RefSeq and is a predicted model, not a curated record. The transcript is spliced from 5 exons. Bases 255 to 1559 code for a protein of 434 amino acids. Gene Ontology annotation, biological process: regulation of transcription by RNA polymerase II. NCBI's taxonomy places the organism in Eukaryota, Metazoa, Chordata, Lepidosauria, Squamata, Eublepharidae. Gene Ontology annotation, molecular function: DNA-binding transcription factor activity, RNA polymerase II-specific; RNA polymerase II cis-regulatory region sequence-specific DNA binding.
CGGCGGCUCGCAAUGGAUUACCCGGGUGCCUCUCGGCUCUUCGCCCUUCCGCCAAGGCAACCGACGGGUUCAGGACCAUGGCAGCCCAUCUACAGUACAUCUCGGCGAUUUAUCCAAAGGAAUCGGAAGAUCCUACCAAAAGGCUUACAGACAAAAUUAAAGAAAAAACAUAAGCGGGGUGGCUCCGCGGGCGGCGCUCGGCCCAAGCCCGAGAGGUGAGGCAGGAGCGGCCGCCUGAGGGGCGGCGGCGGUCCAUGCUGUUUGAGGCCUCGGCCCGCGCAGAGCCCCGGAAGAUGCAGAAGGCCGCCUACUACGACAACGCGGCGCUCUUCGGCGGCUACGGCGCCUACGGCAAAGCCGACGCCUACGGCUACACCUCGGGCCCGCCGCAGCCCUACGCCCCGCCGGCGCUCGACAACGACUACCCGGCCUCGGCCUGCUCCCUCCAGGGCGCCGCCCCCAUCCGCCCGCCGCCCGCCCACAAGAGCCCCGCCGCCGACCUCAGCGGCAGCUGCAUGCGCGGCCCGGGCGGCAGCCAGGCAGGCCCUCCGCAGCCCCCGGGCCUGGGAGAGCCGCAGCCGCAGCAGCCGCAGCAGCAGCAAGCGCCGCCCCCGCCUCAGCCGCCCCAGGCGCCGCCCUCGCCGUCUCCGCCCGGCGCUAACCCGGCCCACGCGGGGCCGGCCAAGAAGGGCAAAGGCGGGCCCAACGCCGCCUCCGGCGCCUCGGCCGCCACCAUCAGCAAGCAGAUCUUCCCCUGGAUGAAGGAGUCCCGCCAGAACUCCAAGCAGAAAAGCAGCUGCGCCCCUGCAGGAGAGAACUGUGAGGAUAAAAGCCCCCCAGGCCCUGCUUCCAAACGGGUGCGCACCGCCUACACCAGCGCGCAGCUGGUGGAGUUGGAGAAGGAGUUCCACUUCAACCGCUAUCUCUGCCGUCCGCGCCGGGUCGAGAUGGCCAACCUGCUGAACCUGACCGAGCGGCAGAUCAAGAUCUGGUUCCAAAACAGGAGGAUGAAGUACAAAAAGGACCAGAAAGCCAAAGGGAUUAUGCACUCCCCCGUAGGACAGUCCCCCGACCGAAGCCCGCCUCUGAGUGGCCCCAACCACGUAGGAUACUCCAGCCAGCUCCCGACCGUCAAUAGCCUGAGCUACGACGCCCCGUCGCCAACCUCCUUUGCCAAAUCGCAGCAAAACAUGUAUGGUCUGGCCGCUUACACGGCGCCUCUCAGCAGCUGCCUGCCCCAGCAGAAAAGAUACCCGGGCGCCGAGUACGACCACCACGCCAUGCAGAGCAACGGCGGCUUCGCCAACCCCAAUCUGCAAGGCAGCCCCGUUUAUGUCGGAGGGAACUUUGUUGAUUCCAUGCCAGCCUCCGGCCCGAUGUUCAACAUCAGCCACCUUUCCCACCCGUCGUCUGCCAGCGUGGACUACAGCUGCGCUGCUCAGAUCCCCGGGAACCAUCACCACGGACCUUGCGACCCCCACCCCACAUACACAGAUCUCACUUCUCAUCAUACAUCUCAGGGAAGGAUUCAGGAAGCCCCCAAACUGACGCAUCUGUAGUAGACUGGAAUGGAUUCAGAGAGCGAGAGAGAGAAAGACAGAGAGAGAGAGCGAGCAAGUUAUGAAAUGUAACUCGUUUCAAUUACCUCACUCCCCUCCCCCCCUUGAAGUUACCAUAUUACUUUGAACAGCCUGAGUAUUCGUGGAUUUAUUUUUGGGUCUCCUCAGUAAACAGCUACACCAUCUUGUCUCUUCUUUGGCAACGCCUGUGUUGACUAACACGAUUUUUUGUGUGGAGGGUUCUUUUGCCUUUUUAGCCGUUUAAAAGCAUGGCAGUGCAAUAUCCUUUUUUCUUUACUUAAAAAAAUAAUAAUAAAUACACAUCCUGACCAUAUAUCCACAAGGAAGUCAUAAUCAAUAAUGAUGUACUGGAAGGUAAGUUAUAGAAAUCUAUUAGUUUUGGGCAGAAAGUGUGUUUUGAUGAGGAGCUUACAACUAUUGGGACCAAACUAGAGACAUUUCCAAGAAGUUAAUUUAUAAAAAAUUCUUCAGCAAUGUAAAAGAUUGCUUUGGACUUGAAUAAGAUGUAUUUAUUAUUUUGAGAGGAGCGGGUUUUUGUUUUGUUUUGUAUCAUUGAUUAUUUAAUCCUGGUCUUCUUCAAUGUAAUUUAUGUGGAUAUUUGUAGUUUCUUCACACCCCCUUCCCCACCCCUAAUUUCGGAAGAUUGAUUCAGGUCUUUGAUGACUAUACAUUUUUCACCUAUUUAGUAUAUUUGGUCUGAAAUAGAAAGAGUAGUUUUGAACAAGUUGUAACAGUGGCUGGUGUUCGUAGUUUGUGUAAGGAUUAAGUAAAACAGCAAAUUGUAAGUCAAACCAUAAAUUAACACAAAACUGAAGCGUUACACAGGGAGCCCUUUUAAAAAUUCCCAUAAAACAGCAAUUUAUUUCAGAUUGUUUGGAACUAUUUUGAUCGCCUGUUUAGAAUUAAAAAUCACCCUGUUCAGGUUGAGAGUGUAUCUCAUUUGCGUUAGUAAUCUGCCAUCUCUAGGCUGUUUGAAUUCGGGUCUAUUUCAACAGAAAAAAAGUGAGAAAUUGUCAACCUCUUGUCAGUAGCAAAACUAUUUUAUCUGGGGGUUCUUACCCCAACCGUUCACGUUUAGAAUACUAGGAACAAAGUUACAGUGUGGAUGAAAUUAGAAAUUCCAUAGCAACAAAGAUUACAACUGUCCUUUUCACGGAAUAAUAAUUGUUAUGAUACACGUUUUCCUUUAUGCUAACCAUAAAUUCAUUUCGGACGCAGGUCACUGGAAACUCAAACUUACUUUUGCUGAUUAAGGAGAGAGAGGGAAAAAAGAAAACUUUGAAUGAAAUAUUGACAAUCAAGUAUCUACAAAGGACAGAGUGCUGUAGGAUGUAGAAAAAGAAAUCCAUCUGAAAUACUCAGAAUGGCUUUCGAGCUAGGAAAUUAGAUCUAUCAAUAUUUAAUAUAGUCUUCUGUAGCAGACAUUUGGUACAAUCCUGGUGUAAACAAAUGUUUCCUGUCCCUAACCUUAAAGGGGAUAAGAAAUACAAACAUCUCCCACCCACCCCUCCUCUUUAUUUAUACCCUAAAUUUGAUCUGUUACAGGAUUUAUAAAGCUUUUCUCAACAUAAAAGUGGCAUUAGGUACAUGUUAGAAAGGAUCCAUGCCUAUUAAUUCAGCAGAAAGUGUUCCUUAUCUCUCUUUUAAAAAGAAGCCUUCCCUUAUGAAUCAGAUCUUCUGAAUUCCCAGCAGAGCUCUAAGGAAACCUCACUUUUCAGUUUGACUAAUAAUACAGCUCCAUCUCUCUUAAGUCCAGAUGGCAACUCCCGCAAUUCUUUUUGUAUGAGAAGCUUUGACUCCUACACUUGCGUCUGGCUGGACAAUGAUGAUGACAUAUCUAAGAUUCCCAUUCAGUACCUUUUAAAAUGCCAUGUUAACAAAUGAGAGAAGAAGGAGAAAUGUAAUUUUUGGGUUGAAUUUCACUCCCCCCCAUGUGUUGUAGAUCUGUAAACAAAACAGAAUAAACAGCUUCGAACGAAGACAUAUUUUAACCA